Molecule: messenger RNA, 2853 nt
Organism: Culicoides brevitarsis
Lineage: Eukaryota; Metazoa; Arthropoda; Insecta; Diptera; Ceratopogonidae
Gene: Cad86C
Product: cadherin-86C
Exons: 11
Coding region: 40-2721 (893 amino acids)
Biological process (GO): homophilic cell-cell adhesion
Cellular component (GO): plasma membrane
Molecular function (GO): calcium ion binding
Source: RefSeq, a predicted model, not a curated record
GCAUAAACUAGUAAUAGAAAGGAUUAAUUUAUAAGAAAUAUGUAUCUCGAAAAAUACAAAAUAAGUAAUUUAAUGCUUAUAAUUGUAAGCAUUAUUUUAUUCCCAAUAUCAAAUAUUGUAUGCAUGAAUCCUAAAUUCGAUGCAUCGACCGAAAUGCGAUUAGUACUAGUACCAGCUGAUGCGAAUGUAGGGACAGUCAUUUAUAGGUUGAGGGCAACAGAUGAAGAGUUUGAUUAUCCACUUAUAUUUGAGUUAGUUGGAGAAUCAUCGAUACAAUCAUUUCAAAUUGAAUCUUUACCUUGUACAAAGUAUAAUUCUGUAUGUCAAGCAAACGUGAUACUAAAACGCAGAUUAGAACCAGGACGCUACUAUGACUUUCAUGUUGGUGUAAGAGAUACAAGAGGUGGAACCGCAAUAAUAAUGUGCUCUGUGACUGCCACUAAUUUUACAACACCUCACGAGGUCAUAUUUCCACACAAGCCUGGAAUACUUAUGGUACCAGAGAAUGCCAAAAGAGGCUUAGAAUUAGAUUAUGUGGUAGCUAGGAAAAAUCCAUUGUAUCAAAAACCGGUGUACCUUGAAUUAUGGGGAUCACCAUUGUUUGCUAUUAGACAAAAAAUAGUUUCAUCGGAAAUGACAGAAGGUACUAUUUUUCUUCUUGGUCCACUAGACUUUGAAAAACAAUCAAUGUAUCAUUUAACACUUUUGGCAAACGACGCAUAUGCUGAACCAGGACAAGAUAGUCGUAAUAUAGCUGGAAUUGAAAUUGUUGUUAUUGUUGAAGAUAUUCAAGAUGAACCACCAAUAUUUACAUUUGCUCCACCCGUUACCAGACUUCCAUCUAGUCUUCUGCCAGGAGAUAAAAUUUUACAAGUUCAUGCAGAAGAUGGCGAUAAAGGUGUACCUCGACAAGUCAGAUAUGGGUUAGUGUCUGAAGGGAAUCCAUUUACUUUAUUCUUUGGAAUAAACGAAACAACAGGUGAAAUAAAGUUAGUAAAAUCACUUGACGAAAUUUCUGCCCUUACGCAUUUUGGUGACCCCGUGUUAUUAACAGUAAUUGCGGAAGAAAUCAAAGUUGCACGCAACGAACCACCUGCUAUGUCAUCCACUGUGCAACUAGCUUUAUUGUUACCUGAACGAAGUAAUUCUCCACCUUACUUUGAUAACGAUCAUUACGUAGCUAGGAUAGACGAAAAUGCACAAUCCGGUACAACAUUAAUUUUUCCUGAUCCUUAUGUAUCAAGAGUAAGCGACGACGACUCUGGAAAAAAUGGUGUGUUUUCUCUUACAUUGCUGAAUAAUAAUGGAACCUUUGAAAUAUCACCAAAUGUGGCUGAAAGACGAACCAAUUUUGUCAUUCGUGUACGUGAUAACCAAAAAUUAGACUUUGAAAUGCACCACAUGUUGAUAUUCCAGAUUUUUGCACAAGAAUUGGGUCCAUCAACGAACUUAAGUGCGACUGCGAAUGUAACUGUGUACAUCAAUGAUGUGAAUGACAACUCGCCGAUGUUUGAACAAAAUGAGUACAAGCUCCAAUUACCCGAAAACGUGACGGCUGGCACUCGUGUGAUCCAAGUACAUGCUGAAGAUGUCGAUACAUUAAAAGGCGGGCGCAUCCGAUAUACUCAAAUUUUGGGAUAUUUAAAUUCAUCACUAAAUCUUGAUCCUGUGUCUGGUGUUAUAACGAUAGCAACUAAUAAUCAUGGGUUUGAUCGAGAACUAAUGCCUGAAUAUCAUUUUUAUGUUGUAGCACAAGAUAAUGAUGGUAUUGGUAAUCGUGUUGAGGUUCCGCUUAUAAUUCAAGUACUUGAUAUAAAUGACGAAACACCGACUUUCGAAAAAACACUAUAUGAGUUUAUUCUAACACCUGACAUGCAAGAUUUUACCAUACCAGCAUUCAUAAAAGCCACAGAUAAAGAUGCUGAGCCCCCAAAUAAUGUUGUUCGAUACGAGAUCAUUCAUGGAAAUUAUGAGAAUAAAGUUGUAUUAAAUGAAUUUACUGGUCGUUUAACCUUACGUGAACCACUUGGGGAUAUAAACCUUAAUAGAAGGAAACGUCGUCAGUCAAUUAAACCCAAACAAAAUGAAAAUGAUAUAUUUGUUCUAACAGCUAGAGCUUUUGACUUAGGUGUACCGGUAAGGUGGUCCACAUGCACUUUGAGAAUAUAUCCUCCAGAAAGUAAACAGCGUACAGUAACUUUUGUUGUUCCUGGAAAAAAUCCUGACAAACAGCGAACUGAAGAUACAUUAGUUACAAUAACAGGUGGAAGAGUAGUUAUACAGGACAUGAGACCAUACACUGGACAAAAUAUACCACCCUCACAAAAUCUAGGUGGUGACAGUAAAGAUAAAACUUUAGUCAUUGCUACAGUAUUGUAUGAUUCUAAUUCAGUUGUUGAUUUACAAGAAAUACAAAAUAAAAUCUCCAAAAAUGGCACAUAUCAAGGCAUCAUUAUAAGAGAUGACUCCGCGGCGAAUAUAUACCGUGCUGAAAAUAAGGUUCUAUUUUGGCUUUUAAUGUUGUUUUCUUUAUUACUGGCAUUAGGAGUUCUUGUGUUACUAUUAUGCUGUGUUUGUUCAUGGUGUCCUUUAUAUGCAGCUUCACGGUGGCAGAGUGGAUGGGAGGAAAACAUGCCUGGCAGACAAGCCGUUCAGCCGAUUCCCGUUCAAAAUCUACACAUUGGAAAUUUGCAAGAAGAGGAGACAAUGACAAAAAAUUGAGAGGAUACGGAAAUCCGGUAUCGCUAGACGAUGAAGAACCGGAAAGACCAGUUUUUACUGAGAAAAAUCGUAAUGAAAAAAGGGUACAACUUCAGGAGAAUGCAACAAAAGUGCAAUUGUAUCCAACAAAAA